Oryza brachyantha (malo sina) is the source of this 1589-nucleotide messenger RNA. RefSeq names its product hsp70 nucleotide exchange factor fes1-like. The transcript is spliced from 6 exons. The record is from RefSeq and is a predicted model, not a curated record. NCBI's taxonomy places the organism in Eukaryota, Viridiplantae, Streptophyta, Magnoliopsida, Poales, Poaceae. The coding region runs from base 245 to 1384 and encodes 379 amino acids.
CGCCUCCUCCGCCGCCGCGUUUCCCGUCUCUCUCCACGACGCGACGGCUGACGAGAGGAAGAGACCCCUCUCUCCGAUAAAAGGGGGAGGACGACGAGGGAGAGGGGGAGAACCGGAGAAGGGAGACGACGAGGAGGUUUGUGCUGUUUCGUCUUCUACCGCCGCCGCGCACCGACGCCUGAAGCAACCGUCACGGCCGUUCGGCUAGCCGUGACCCUACGCCGGAGUGAGCAGAGGGGAGGAGAUGGCCAAGGACGGAGGAGGGCCCGACUGGAACGGCCUGCUCAAGUGGAGCCUCGCCCAUGGCGACGGCACCACCAAGCCGCGCGCCCUCAGUGAGGAGGACAAGAAAUGGUUUAUGGAAGCAAUGCAAGCAAACACAAUCGAUGUAGUUAAGAGGAUGAAGGAGAUUACCCAAGUGAUGAAAACUCCAGACGAUGUACUGCAAUCUCAGGGUGUGACUCCAGAAAACAUUGAAGAUAUGUUGGAUGAGCUACAGGAGCAUGUUGAAUCCAUUGACAUGGCAAAUGACCUGCAUUCUAUUGGUGGAUUAGAUCCCCUUCUUGGUUACUUGAAAAAUUCACAUGCGGGCAUCAGAGCAAAGGCAGCAGAAAUUGUGAGUACAAUUGUACAGAAUAACCCCAAGAGCCAGCAACUCGUGAUGGAAUCUAAUGGCCUGGAGCCACUGCUGACGAACUUCAGUUCAGAUCCAAGCACAAAUUCACGCACAAAAGCUCUUGGAGCAAUAUCAUCCCUAAUUCGUCAUAACCAGCCAGGGAUUGCUGCGUUCCGCCUGGGAAAUGGCUAUGCUGCACUGAAAGACGCACUUGGUUCUGAUGAUGCUCGGCUUCAGAGGAAAGCUCUCCAUCUCAUACAGUACCUGCUGCACGACAACAAGGUGGAUAGGAAUGCCGCUACAGAGCUUGGUCUUCCAAAGCUGAUGAUGCACCUGGCAUCGAGCGAUGAUUCUGGAGUUCGGGAGGCUGCCUUAGGUGGUCUUCUCGAGUUGGCACAAGACAAGACAUCCGGUGCUGGAAGCACCCUACCUGACCAAGACAAGCUGAAAGAUGUCCUCAAGAGCCGAAUCGAAGGCAUAAGCUUGAUGGACGCCGACGAUCUCCAUGCCCAUCGCGAGGAGCGGCAGCUUGUCGACUCCCUGUGGAAGGAGUGCUACAACGAGCCGUCGUCUCUCAGGGAGAAGGGGCUCGUCGUGCUUCCUGGGGAGGACGCACCCCAGCAGCCACCACCGGAUGUCGUGGGGGACAUGUUCGAGCCGCCGCUUCGCGCAUGGGCUGCAUCGAGGCCACCACCCAAAGAAGAUUCGGAGUCUGGCAGCGCGAAGAAGGAUCCGCCAUUGCUGCUAGGCCCUGGACCGUCUUCCUAGACUUGUCGGGAUUAGUUCGUUCGUCUAUUAUGCAGUUCUCUAGUCGUCUUAACCUUAAGCACCUACAUUUGCACUCUGCUGAUAUGCUCUGCAUUUUGAUCCUGAGCUCCUGGGACCUGGAUGUAUGAGGUUUUUGGAUAUCUGUAAUUUUGUGAUGCUUUUAAAAUAUAUUCAAGAGUAAAAUACUUCUAAAUAUCGUCCUUGA